Soboliphyme baturini is the source of this 788-nucleotide messenger RNA. The record is from the annotation of a GenBank genome assembly. Lineage: Eukaryota; Metazoa; Nematoda; Enoplea; Dioctophymatida; Soboliphymatidae.
AUGAGCUACCACAGCAUCGGUUUCAUAACAGUUCACUUGUCUUUGGUCAACACGAAUGCAAGUCACAUGAUUGGAAUGCACGACGAAUUUGUCUGCCCUGACUGGCAACCCUGUGCUCCCGAGUUGCUAAUAGCCUUUUGGGAUAAAGAAGGCGAAAUAUGUUCAGAGCAAUCGCAAUUCUUGGAUUUGGGUUGUGGUAACGGUCUGUUGGUCUAUAUUUUGAGCCAGGAAAACUGCAAAGGCUCAGGAAUUGAUCUGCGGAAACGAAAGAUUUGGGACUGGUAUGGUCAUGGUGUAAUGUUGCAGGUUGUGCAUCCCUCGUGUAAUUUCUUUCUGUUGCCUUGCUGCACUUACGAUUUCUUUGGUAAGUUUCAACGCGAUGACGACAGAUCGAGUUCCUAUCGUUGUUACCUCGAAUACCUAUCAAACGUGGCCGAAAAAUGUGGAUUCACCACUUGUAUCAUCGGACAGCACAGCAGUGUCUUGCCCCAUGAAAGUAUUCUGAAAAACAUUGAAACGAUGUUGUUGCACAGCAGAGGUGAAACUCGGCAUGAGAACAAUGAGGAACCGACGUCGGACUCUUCAUCAGCAUUGAUGGCCGGGUUUAAAGUACAAGAAAAACAACAAGCAAGGAACUGCACUUUACUCUCGAAAGACGUCACACAUUCAAUAAUCUGCAAAGUCGUUCCUCAGCUUCUGAAAUCAGAAAACUGGAUAAUUUUGCAACGGCAUGGAAGCGAACGUCGCUGGAACCUGGGCAGUAAAUUCUUCACAAACCAAUAUUAAUA